Periconia digitata is the source of this 202-nucleotide messenger RNA. NCBI's taxonomy places the organism in Eukaryota, Fungi, Ascomycota, Dothideomycetes, Pleosporales, Periconiaceae. The record is from the annotation of a GenBank genome assembly.
GUUGCCAUGAUAAGACUUCUUGAUCAAGCUACAUCGACCGUUGCGACUACUGCAUGGACCUUCAUAGCGCCUUCCCUUUACGAUGGUACGCCUUCCCAAAAGAAGCACCCGCACUGCAACAUCACUCAAGACCCAGAUCUCGACUUGCACUCUUCUUUCUGUAUUGCAACAUUGUUUUCUCCACUCUGACAAGCAAGCGACU